GUUGACCCAUUUGCGAGACGCCUGCACUCCGAGUCCUCCUCCUCCGUCACACCCCUCGACCGACCGCCUUUAUCGACUUUGCUCCCAACCAUCCAUCAACCACGACUCCUUUCCCACCGUUCGCCGUUCGCGGCGUUCGGUCGACGCCACAGCAAACAUGCGCGAAGUCAACUUCAGCAUCCCCAACGCGAACAAGGCCUCGGUCGGCAUCACCACCGCCCUUUAUGACCGACGAGCGCUCGACUGUACUUCCACCCUCCCUCUCAUCAACUCCUUGAAUAAUCUCGCAUACCUCACCACAUCCUCCGGUCGAAUUCGAGACAUACUCACCGUCGAUGGCGGGAUCGAACGACUGGUAUGCAUCCUCAAAGAAGGGAGGAGCAAGGACAUGAUGGAGAUGUGGAAGUGGAAUCUGGCCUUUCAAUGUAUAGUGAACAUCGGCGUGAGAGGUUCAGAAGCCGUGCGGACACGGGUGGUCGAGGCGGAUAUGGUCCCUGUCAUUGCGACGAUACUCGACAAUUACUUUCAGGUCAUUGAAAAGAGCAAAGAACGACACGAGGCGGAGAGCAGGAAGAAGUGUCCAUUCAGCAGCUCUCGGAGCUUCUCACGGUCGGGUCACCACCGUACGGAGUCUAACGAGCACCGCUCAGGGAGAAGUCGAAGACACGCACCACCUCCUCCGAUUGCCAUUCCGGAGACACCGACGCAAAACGAUGCAGAGGAGCCAUCCAGCGACAUCACGCCCACAGCGUACACCGCGAAUCUAUCCCUCAGCUCACCGCCCGAGCGGACGGUGUUCCCUCGCCAACACGGACAGCACAGGUCGAUUGGUGGUAGGGCGCAAUACUCUUCGCCCAGCAUACCCAGCACGAGCCUCGCCGAAUCAUCGGUAUCAUCCAGCAUGACAUUACAAAGCACUUCGGGUACGCCAUACGUCCGUCCGGUCCGCGAUGUCGACAGGCUACCCUCGAUGGUCACGACGGAACUGAGCUCGCAACCUCAAUCUCCCACCACACCUGGCGCAACGAUCAUUCGCGCGGAAAGUCCACGAGUCGCGGCCAGUGGAAGCCGUCCACGACGGAGGCCUUCCAUCCGCCAUCAACUAUCCAUCUCCGGGUCUGAUGAUGAUGGUCAGAUUGAAGAGAAUGUUUCGGACGAUUCCAACGGCAACGAUGGAGAGCCGAUGGUUGGCAUUCAAUCCGACAUUACCAUGCAGGAUAUUGUGAACGAUGAUGGCAUGCUGGACGCGGAAGGCAAUGCCAUCACAAUCACUGUCCCCGAUGUAUCAGGAGAGGAGAACGAAACGUUCAACAUCACCCAUCGAUCAUCAGUCGACGGCAGCCUGGUCAACCCCGGAGCAACACCAACUCAAGCACAAAUGAAUCUCCCACAAACACAACUCCCUCCACCGGUCAACGUUAUCAACACAACCCCGCCCAGCCUCCAGAACACAACCUGGUUCGCCUCACAAUCUCUUCCAAUGGGUCGACCCGCCGCACCCGCCAGCGUCCUCGCCGCCAUGCCCCGCGACGAAGACGUCCUCAUGUCCCUUCAACUCCUCGCUUACGUUUCCAAAUACUGCAACCUCCGCGCAUACUUUCAAAAAUCACACCUCGUUCCUCGCCUCAAAAUCGGCAACGACCUCAACCUGCUCGAUCCAGACUACAAUCCCGCCACCCAUCCAGCCAUGACCGAAGCCGAACUCGAAGAAGAAUGGGACAAUGAAUUCGUCAUCAAACCCGGCGAGAAACCCUACAACAUCUUCCCCCUGAUUGAGAAAUUCACCGCCAAACCAUCCUCUUCCUCCCGCUCCUGCUCCUCCUCAUCUACCUCCCCUCAACAAAACGACAUGCAAUACUGGGCCGGCGUCGUGAUGCGCAAUCUCUGCCGCAAAGACGACUCCCGAGGCGGUAUCCGACAGUGCGCGUACUGGCAAUGCGGGAAGUGGGAAGAGUACACCCGACAAUUCGCGAAAUGCAGAAGAUGUCGACGGACAAAGUAUUGUAGCAAGGAAUGUCAAAAGGGCGCGUGGGGCAGUCAUCGAUUCUGGUGUGUCGCGGCGGAAGAGCAUGCGGAGGGAGGGAGUGGGAGGGCGGAUCGAGAAGGGGAGAGGUCGGAGAGGAGGAGGGAGAGGCAUCAUCAUCAUCAUCAUCACCAUUCUUCUUCUGCUCAUGGUCAGCAGAAUCAGAGUCAUACUUGA
Molecule: messenger RNA, 2200 nt
Organism: Zymoseptoria tritici IPO323
Lineage: Eukaryota; Fungi; Ascomycota; Dothideomycetes; Mycosphaerellales; Mycosphaerellaceae
Exons: 1
Coding region: 158-2200 (680 amino acids)
Biological process (GO): ubiquitin-dependent protein catabolic process; establishment or maintenance of cell polarity
Cellular component (GO): MUB1-RAD6-UBR2 ubiquitin ligase complex
Source: RefSeq, a predicted model, not a curated record